CUCCCCAAAAUCUCACCCACUCACUCACACUCCCUCGGCCUUCACUCACACACCAACUAAGCCCACGGAGCAAGCACACUAGCUAGUUUCUGCCAUGGCAGCUCGCCGUGCCCACGCCGCCGCGACCUUGGCCCUGCUGGUGGCGGCGCUUGUGCUGUCUGCGGCACCGGCGCCGGCGGAGGGUGCGGUUGCGAACUGCGGCCAGGUGGUGAGCUACCUGGCCCCGUGCAUCAGUUACGCCAUGGGCAGGGUGAGUGCGCCUGGCGGUGGCUGCUGCAGCGGCGUGCGUGGCCUUAACGCGGCGGCUGCCACCCCCGCCGACCGCAAGACCACCUGCACCUGCCUCAAGCAGCAGGCGAGCGGCAUAGGCGGCAUCAAGCCCAACCUCGUCGCUGGCAUCCCCGGCAAGUGCGGCGUCAACAUCCCCUACGCCAUCAGCCAAGGAACCGAUUGCUCCAAGGUGCGUUAAGCGUGAGAUCAGAACCAUUUCAGAUGCAUGGUGAGAGCGAAAUAAAUCGUGGAAGCCGGCCGUCCUUGCUGCAUGGCUCCACCGCGUUUAAUUUACUGCUUUACUAGUUCUACUGUUUCCCUAAUAAAUAAAUUAGUUUUACUGCUGCUGCUGCUUCGAUCGUACGUUGUGGCGCAGUUGUUGCCACGAGAGCUGUGAUCUUGUACUCCUGAGGGGACCUCGUGUACUUUGUCGGAACUAUUGUAAUGUAUGCUUACAUCUAUAUAUAGAUGAUGAACAAGCGAAAUACAUGGUCCUUUAAUAA
Messenger RNA from Aegilops tauschii subsp. strangulata, 773 nucleotides. RefSeq names its product non-specific lipid-transfer protein 4. The record is from RefSeq and is a predicted model, not a curated record. Gene Ontology annotation, molecular function: lipid binding. NCBI's taxonomy places the organism in Eukaryota, Viridiplantae, Streptophyta, Magnoliopsida, Poales, Poaceae. Gene Ontology annotation, biological process: lipid transport.